Messenger RNA from Nematolebias whitei (Rio pearlfish), 591 nucleotides. RefSeq names its product NADH:ubiquinone oxidoreductase subunit B (gene ndufb6). Gene Ontology annotation, biological process: mitochondrial electron transport, NADH to ubiquinone; mitochondrial ATP synthesis coupled electron transport. The transcript is spliced from 4 exons. The coding region runs from base 80 to 463 and encodes 127 amino acids. The record is from RefSeq and is a predicted model, not a curated record. NCBI's taxonomy places the organism in Eukaryota, Metazoa, Chordata, Actinopteri, Cyprinodontiformes, Rivulidae.
GCUCCUACUUCCUGUUUGGUUAGUGUCCUCGGCCGUGUCAUUGCAGAUCUGUCCACGAGUAUUUUGUCUACAGACAAACAUGUCUGGCUACACACCGGACGAGAAGCUGCGCUUCGAGCAGCUGGUGAAACUCCGGAGGAGGUGGCUGAAGGACCAGGAGCUCAGUGCCCGGGAGCCCGUGAUCCCGUACAAACCUCCGAAUCCGAUCCAGAAGUUCUGGACACGCUUCCUGGAGCCGAAGAGCCUGUGGCGGCUGUAUACCUACAAAGUGUACCGUGGUGGAGUGUUCACAUUAACCUGGGUGCUGAUACCGGCCUGGAUCUCUCAUUACUUCGUGAAAUAUCAUGUUCUUAACAAACCGUGUGGCAUUGUGGAGCGGAAACGCCGACUUUUACCAGGUGACAUCAUUUGGGAAACUGGUGAAGUUAUUCCUGAUCUCCCCGAGACCAAAGGACAUCACUGAACGUUUUUUUUGUCUUUCCGUUGUUAAAACUGUGUGGACCCCAGGAAGAAUAGUCUCUACUACGGUAGAAACUAAUGGGGAUCCUUAAAUAAACAAAUAAUUUCAAUAAAAUAUUAGAAAGUACUUUA